This is a messenger RNA of Penicillium brevicompactum, 1833 nucleotides long. RefSeq lists its product as uncharacterized. The transcript has 2 exons. NCBI's taxonomy places the organism in Eukaryota, Fungi, Ascomycota, Eurotiomycetes, Eurotiales, Aspergillaceae. Gene Ontology annotation, biological process: cell wall organization; carbohydrate metabolic process. The coding region runs from base 1 to 1833 and encodes 610 amino acids. Gene Ontology annotation, cellular component: extracellular region; fungal-type cell wall; cell surface. Gene Ontology annotation, molecular function: 1,3-beta-glucanosyltransferase activity; glucan endo-1,3-beta-D-glucosidase activity. The record is from RefSeq and is a predicted model, not a curated record.
AUGUCAGACCUAAACAACAUCCCUCCAUCCCGCCGAUACUCCCUCACUCGCGAACACCACACCGUCACACCAGGCGUCGACAACCUCGGCCCAGGCUCUCCAGGCGGCGGAAUCAGCGGAAUCGCCCUGGGAAUAGCAAACACCCACGAUCGCCAGAGCGGUAUCGACGCCUCCCACAUCGACUACACAGGUCCCCGCGAGCGCGACUACAACACCACCGGCUCAGACACGCCCUACAUCCCCUCCCCGGGCUUCGUCAGCGCCGAGUCUCUGCGCGGCCACUCCUACGGCUCCAGUUCCAAUAUGGGUCUCGAGGCAGCCGCCGCUGAGCCGGGCUUCCACACCCCGGGCCAGUCCUCACUGCACCUCAGUGACUCCCCUCAUAAUCAGUACCCGGCGCAGUACGUCGGUGUCAGCGACGGGCCGUAUCAGCGCCAUUCGACGGCCUACAGUAAUGGGGAAGUGAUCAAUCCGGAUGAUAUCGCCGAUGAUGGCGAUGAGGAUUUCCCGCGGUCGCGCGGUGCCGCGGGUGGGGGUGCCGCGGCGGGCGCGGCGGGUGGACUUUUUACGGGGUUUUUUGCGAAGGAGAAGAAUGCCGACGUUGCGUAUAACUCGGUGCCUGGUGGGUUAGAGGCUGGAGCGGGGGCCGGGGCCGGAGAGAAGGCGGCGAAGGCGAAGAUGGACCCGCGUAAGAAGAUGGGGUGGAUCGUCGGUCUGGCCCUGGGAUUCCUUAUCCUCGGUGCGAUUGUCGGUGGUGCUGUCGGAGGCACGAUUGGAAAUCGACACCAUGAGAAUGGGGCCAAGUCCAAUGCCGGGGACGGGACGGCGGACGGCGAUACCAAGAGCAAUGGGGACCUCGACAAGGACUCGUCGGAGAUCAAGGCUCUCCUGAACAACGAUGAUCUCCACAAGGUCUUUCCCGGUAUGGAUUACACUCCGUGGGGUGUCCAGUACCCGGAUUGUCUCAAGUGGCCUCCUUCGCAGAACAACGUCACGCGUGACAUGGCGGUUCUCUCCCAGUUGACCAAUACUGUUCGUCUCUACGGUACCGACUGCAAUCAGACGGAGAUGGUGCUACAUGCGGUUGAUCGACUCGAGCUGAAGAAUAUCAAGAUCUGGCUCGGGGUGUGGAUCGACUCGAACUCUACAUCUACCGAUCGCCAGCUGGAGCACCUCUACAAGGUUCUCGACGAUACGAAGGACCCUUCUAUUUUCAAGGGGAUCAUCGUGGGUAACGAGGCUCUAUACCGAGCCGGCGACACCAAAGCGGAGGCCAUGAAGACUCUGAUCUCGUACAUCAAAGACGUAACUAGCGAGGUGAAGAAGCGCGACCUCGAUCUCGAGAUCGCCACAUCCGAUCUCGGCGACAACUGGACAUCCGAACUGGUCGACGAAGUCGACGUCGUCAUGUCCAACGUCCACCCAUUCUUCGCCGGUGUCAACGUCGACGUCGCCGCCUCCUGGACCUGGGACUUUUGGCAGAACCACGACGUCACCCUCACCAAGGGGACGAGCAAGAAGCAAGUCAUUUCCGAGGUCGGCUGGCCGAGCGGCGGCGGCAAGGACUGCGGUGACAGCGAUGUCUGUAAUUCUGAUACGCCGGGCUCUGUGGCCAGUGUCGACAACAUGAACACCUUUAUGGAUGACUGGGUGUGCCAGGCUCUGGAGAAUGGAACGGAUUACUUUUGGUUCGAGGCUUUCGAUGAACCGUGGAAGGUUCAGUACAAUGAACCUGGCAAGGAGUGGGAAGAUAAAUGGGGUCUUAUGGAUCCUGCGCGCAAGCUCAAGAAGGGUCUCAAGAUCCCAGACUGUGGCGGCAAAACUGCCUCUUAA